AAGCGCCCCGGUGGUAUCGUCCGCUCCCCGGAAACGCCGGCGACAGAAGUAACCCGGUGUACCAGAAACAGGUGGAACUGAUUUGUCAGCCCAAGUGUAAGUGGUGUCCACACUGAGGAACAGUCUGCACCAUCUCUCAGUCAUCAGUAACGCUGGACAAGCUUAAUCUCUUAGAGUUGAAUGGACAAGGCAGCCAGAAGUACACAGCUCAGCUAGUGAAGCCCACUAAAGGUUCAGUGAUGCCUGUGAAGAAGAAGAGGAAGAAUCCUGAUGCAGAUGAUAAUGAGCGCAAGUGUAAAAUCACAAGUUUCACCCGACCUCAGAUCCGAGGUGCGAGGCCCGUCAUCGUUGAGAAGCUGUUCUCCAAUAAGAAGUGCCUGGCCUGGUUCCAGGCGUACGCCGGCCCCGACAAGGUGGUCGGUCCGGAGGCCAUGGAGAAGUUCUGUGAAGACAUCGGCGUGGAACCAGAGAAUAUCAUCAUGUUGGUGCUAGCCUGGCAUCUAGAAGCAGCAAGUAUGGGAUUCUUCACAAAAGAGGAGUGGCUCAGGGGAAUGACGUUAUUACAGUGUGACUGCACGGAGCGGUUACAGAGCAAACUGGAUUACCUGCGCGGUGAGCUCAACGACUCUGUAGUCUUCAAAAACGUCUUCAGAUACGCCUUCGACUUCGCCAGGGAUAAGGACCAGAGGAGUUUGGACAUGGACACGGCUAAAUCUAUGCUGGCCUUGCUGCUGGAGACAACAUGGCCACUCUUCCCAGUCUUCCACCAGUUCCUGGAGCAGUCCAAGUACAAAGGGAUGAACAAGGACCAGUGGUAUAACGUUCUGGAGUUCAGCAGGACCAUCAACACAGACCUCAGUAACUACGAUGAAGACGGAGCUUGGCCAGUGCUGCUAGACGAGUUUGUGGAGUGGCAGAAGACUUGGUCGGCAUCGUAGCGGAUGAAGUCACAACACCAAAAAAAGGAGAAGAGGGGAGAGAAAACAGAAACCACAGAACGCUGCAGGAACUCUGUAUUGUUUGAGCGAAAAGGGAAAAACCUGCAGUUUGAGAUCUCACUUUGACAAACUUUAACAACUCGCACACAAAUAUGGACUAGUGAAUCAUCCCCAUGUGGGAACAUGCCUUUCUCUCUCUGAGUCACUUUUAUGGUGUUAAUUUUGAGAAAAGAAAAUAUUCUUAAGAUAAAAACACAAACACAAAAAAAUGAACGGAGAGGAGAGUUGUGGAAUUUACGUUUUCUUAAUAACUAUUUUUUCCAUUUUGUGUCUUGUUUAUAGAUGUUUUCACAGUAAUAAAAAGGAAAUGGAAGUAUGACGUAGUAAUUGGUAUAACACUUUAAGUACACUCUUGUUUCCUGGUAACUUGUAAUGCAGUAUCUGCUUCCUCAAGAAGACUUCAUGAAGCGCCAGCUGAGCCCCGUUUCAGAACCCUCGGUUAACCGCGAGAUGAGGGGAACUUUUCUUUAACAAACCCUAGAUCACACAAAUGGGGACUUUAUUUAUCUAAUUAUGUGAUUUAUGAAGAUAAUUUGUAGCACCAAAUCUUAUUUACGGGCGUCAUUAUUAAAAUUAAUUCAUCUUUUUAUUUAUUAGAAAAUACUUUUUAUUUCACUAAACCAAUUUGGACUAUUUUGUGUUGCUCUAUUACAUAAAGUUCAAAUAUAAAUCCAUUUUAAUUCCAGGUUUCAAUGCAACAAAACUCCAAGGGGGUGAACACUGUA
This is a messenger RNA of Anarrhichthys ocellatus (wolf-eel), 1723 nucleotides long. It is a transcript of the gene dcun1d5, whose product is annotated as DCN1, defective in cullin neddylation 1, domain containing 5 (S. cerevisiae). The coding region runs from base 240 to 938 and encodes 232 amino acids. Gene Ontology annotation, molecular function: ubiquitin conjugating enzyme binding; cullin family protein binding; ubiquitin-like protein binding. The transcript is spliced from 10 exons. The record is from RefSeq and is a predicted model, not a curated record. NCBI's taxonomy places the organism in Eukaryota, Metazoa, Chordata, Actinopteri, Perciformes, Anarhichadidae. Gene Ontology annotation, cellular component: ubiquitin ligase complex. Gene Ontology annotation, biological process: protein neddylation.